GCCCUGGGUGGACGGGACUUUAGGCUGGAGUGAGUGUGUUGCCGUCCCAGACAUCCAGCCCACUCGGAGUCCCAGAGGACUGGGAAACUCCAGACCCCUGUUGCCCUGCGGAGACUGUGAGGUUCAAACCCCAGCCCCAUGUGUCCAAGCAGAGGGUCCCUGAGCCUCAGUUGUCCUCAACUGUGAAAUGGGACCACCCUGGUGCCCCCUUCCCUGACACCUAUUGGUGCCCACCUUAACCUCCUGAACGCGAUUCAUCCCUCCUUGAGUGCCAUGGGGGGAGCACUGUUAAUCCACGCCAUUUUGCAGGUGGGGAAACUGAGGCCCAGAGAGGCUGGGGCUUGGGCGUUGCUGUUGAGUUGUGUGAUGCGGGGAGAGUUAGCCCAGGGCCCGUAUACAACAAGCAGUCAAUCUCGGCCAGCCACCAUCUCUGUUGGCCUGAGAUGGGAGGAUACCUGGAUACCUGGAGUCCGGGCUGGGCUGCUCCAACAGGGAUUCAGGCAGCAGCUGGAACUUAGAACCCACCUGACUGUGGCCCAGAGCCCGCUGGCCAAUCACAGGCCAGGAACGCCCAUUCCCCCACCCUGCUUGUGAAGCAAUAAUCCAAGAUCUCCUGGGGCAGACAGUCUGGCCACAGUGUGUUUCUCUGUGGCCCAGAGCGGAGGGACCUUGCUACCCAGGCCCACAGUAGGGUGUAUGCGAAGAGCCUGCGCCUCUGCCUCCAGGAGGGCCUCCAGGUUUCUGCAGAUGCGUGAAUGAGCCAGACACCAGCCUCUGUCCCCUGGAGCCCAGCGUGAGGAAGAGGCAUGCCCUGUCAGCCUUCAGCCUGAGCCCGGCGGCCCCCGCCCCCGCCCCCUGCCACCCUGCACUGCCCCGGCUCCCCCGCGGCCCCCACGCUGCAGUGCGGCCGGGCCCCCUCCCCGCAGGGGCCGCCCCCGCCGCCCACCCCUAGCGCCCGUGGUGGUGGUGGUGGUGGCCCGGGCCGCAGGGCCAUGAAGCUGCAGGCCGUGAUGGAGACGCUCUUGCAGAGGCAGCAGCGGGCGCGCCAGGAGCUGGAGGCCCGGCAGCAGCUGCCCCCCGAUCCCUCCGCUGCACCCCCCGGCCGGGCCCGGGCCGCUGCCGAUGAGGACAGAGAGCCCGAGAGUGCUCGGAUGCAGCGGGCUCAGAUGGCUGCGCUGGCCGCCAUGCGGGCUGCAGCUGCGGGCCUGGGACACCCGGCCAGCCCCGGGGGCUCUGAGGAUGGGCCCCCAGGCUCGGAGGAGGAGGACGCGGCCCGGGAGGGGACACCGGGCUCACCCGGCAGAGGCAGAGAAGGGCCGGAAGAGGAGCACUUUGAGGACGUGGCCUCCGACGAGGACAUGAAGCCCAAAUGGGAGGAGGAGGAGAUGGAGGAAGACCUCGGGGAGGAUGAGGAGGAGGAGGAGGAUUACGAGGAUGAGGAGGAGGAGGAGGACGAGGAGGGGCUGGGGCCCCCAGGCCCUGCCAACUUGGGCACCACGGCACUGUUCCCCCGAAAGGCCCAGCCACCCCAGGCCUUCCGAGGCGAUGGCGUUCCCAGGGCGCUGGGGGGCCAGGAGCGGCCGGGGCCUGGCCCUGCCCACACCGGAGGGGCCCACGUAGCUCCGCAGCUGCAGCCGCCUGACCACGGGGACUGGACGUAUGAGGAGCAGUUUAAGCAGCUCUACGAACUCGACGGGGACCCCAAGAGGAAGGAAUUCCUGGAUGACUUGUUCAGCUUCAUGCAGAAGCGAGGGACGCCUGUGAACCGUAUCCCCAUCAUGGCCAAACAGGUCCUUGACCUGUUCAUGCUGUACGUGCUGGUGACGGAGAAGGGCGGCCUCGUGGAGGUCAUCAACAAGAAGCUAUGGCGCGAGAUCACCAAGGGCCUCAACCUGCCCACGUCCAUCACCAGUGCGGCCUUCACCCUGCGGACCCAAUACAUGAAGUACCUGUACCCCUACGAGUGUGAGAAGCGGGGCCUCAGUAACCCCAAUGAGCUCCAGGCAGCCAUAGACAGCAACCGACGGGAGGGCCGGCGCCAAAGCUUUGGGGGCUCCCUCUUUGCCUACUCGCCAGGUGGGGCGCAUGGCAUGCUCUCCUCACCCAAGCUGCCCGUGUCCUCCCUGGGCCUGGCCGCAAGCACCAACGGCAGCUCCAUCACCCCCGCCCCUAAGAUCAAGAAAGAGGAGGACUCAACCAUCCCCAUCACGGUCCCUGGCCGCCUGCCUGUCUCCCUGGCAGGCCACCCUGUGGUGGCAGCCCAGGCAGCAGCUGUGCAAGCAGCAGCCGCCCAAGCAGCUGUGGCCGCACAGGCAGCCGCCCUGGAACAGCUGCGGGAGAAGCUGGAGUCUGCGGAGCCUCCUGAGAAGAAGAUGGCCCUGGUGGCUGAUGAGCAGCAACGGCUGAUGCAGCGGGCACUCCAGCAGAACUUCCUGGCCAUGGCGGCCCAGCUGCCCAUGAGCAUUCGGAUCAACAGCCAAGCCUCCGAGAGCCGCCAGGACUCCGCUGUGAACCUGACAGGCACCAACGGCAGCAACAGCAUCAGCAUGUCCGUGGAGAUCAAUGGCAUCAUGUACACAGGAGUUCUGUUUGCUCAGCCGCCGGCCCCCACGCCACCCUCUGCUUCCAACAAAGGUGGUGGUGGCAGCGGCAGCAGCAACGCAGGCGGCCGGGGAGGAAACACCGGAACCAGCGGUGGCCAGGCCGGGCCAGCAGGGCUGUCUGGACCCUCCACAUCUACCUCAAAUAACUCGUUGCCUUAACCGCAUCACUCCCCACCCGCCACCCACCCCGGAGCCCGCCAGCCUGGGCAGGGGGUCCAGGUGGGCCAUGCAGGGGCCAGGAUGGCGGAAGAUACGGGUGGGGAGGGAAGAUACCCAGAAAGGAGCCACAGCUGACGCCAAAAAGAAGAAAAAAAAAUAUAUAUAUAUAUACGUAUAUAUAUAAAGAAAAUUUAAUAAAACAGGGGAAAACCAAGGAACACUUGAAUUUCUCAGGUUUUGGACAUUCAGAGAGAUGAAUUGUGAGAACAGCAAAGGAAAUCCAUCAGAAAAACAGAAAGAGGCAGACAUUUCUCAGGGCAUUCCGGCAGCCCUGAUGGACCGAAGGCUCUGGUGUCUGGUUCGGCCCCACUGCAGCGUGGGCCAAUCCCAUUUACCUCAAACAUCCCUGCACUGUGUGUUUUCAUUUUUGCCUGCUUUAGUUCUCUUUUAGUUUCUAUUCACCACACACUCACCACUCCCAGCUUCUCGUGUCCAGUGAGACCCCUGAACUAAGAUCACUGAAUUUUUUUUUUUUUUCUUGUUGCUUUGGGAAAUGUUUGUUUUUUUUUUCUCCGUAGGGUUUUUAAGAGGUUUCAGGGGUUUUGUUGUGUAAAUAUUCUAUUUUAUUCUUGGGGGGAUCAAACCUUAGGAAAAGGAUAUCUAUAUAUCUAUAUAGCUAUAUAUUUGUGUUCCUUCAGGGAAACUGAUCUUGAAAAAGCAAGAAAAAAAAA
Macaca mulatta (Rhesus monkey) is the source of this 3493-nucleotide messenger RNA. Lineage: Eukaryota; Metazoa; Chordata; Mammalia; Primates; Cercopithecidae. The record is from RefSeq and is a predicted model, not a curated record.